UGUUAAGUUUUUACAAAGCACAGAUAAAACAACUGUAUUCCGCUCAUGUUGAAGAAAUAUCAUUUGAUGAAACAGAAUUGAUAAAGGAAAGAGUAAGCGGAUUGAUAAAUAACCUUACAAAUAAUAUGAAUAUCGACUAUCUUCAAGAUAUUGAAUUUCUACCAAAACCACCACUCAUCGUAAUUUCUGUAAACGCUUUUACGAUUGAUUGCUCAACACAAGAUGUCGAGAGCGAAAUAUAUUUCCAUCUAAUCGAGUCACACGGGAAACGAAGAAUGGUGACGCUUCCCGCCAUUACUAUUAAAAAGCACUUUAAGUCGGGAUAUUUAACAGAGAUGGACGUUACUGUUGCUGUAAUUGAGGCAGAAUCCCAAGAUAUUUCAACUAUAUUGAUCAUGCCUGGACAGCAAGGAGGUAUACUACAAAAGGAUAGCUUAACGAAUAUGGAAGCGAAGUUUCUACAGGGCGAUUUUUCACGAAAUAUUGAUUUGUUACUGCACAAUAUCAAACCAGUAUUCCGCUCUCUUCAACUGCCUCGUAUCCAUAUCAAAUCUGUUAUGAACAAUUCAGAGCAGUUAUUCGAACUAGGACUAAGCGAUCUACUAUUUAGCAACACAACGAACUUAAAAGGUCUUCAAGGAAUCACCACAACUAAUAUUCAUCUCUCAGAAAUGUUACAAGUCAAUCAUAUUAUACUUUGCAAAAUGAUAAACCAGAAGCCACAGUCGACAGUUUUUGAGCAAACAGAUUAUAAUGGUUUAUAUUUUCCAACAGAAACGAUUCAAGGGACGGCUAAUCACAGACAGACAUCACCAGAUAACGAAAAUACAACUAUCAGAUUUAAUAAACCAUUUAUGUUCGUAAUAAGACAUAAUUUAACACGAAUGAUUUUAUAUAUAGGGAGAUUUAACCCUAUUUAA
This is a messenger RNA of Topomyia yanbarensis, 920 nucleotides long. RefSeq names its product leukocyte elastase inhibitor-like. NCBI's taxonomy places the organism in Eukaryota, Metazoa, Arthropoda, Insecta, Diptera, Culicidae. The coding region runs from base 126 to 920 and encodes 264 amino acids. The transcript has 2 exons. The record is from RefSeq and is a predicted model, not a curated record.